AUACAACCGCCAUCUCCAUUUCCCUGUUCCACUUAACCUGCUGUGUGUAAUCGUGUGAUCUUCCCCGCGCGGCUCUCUGCUCUGAGAAGCCCCGUCUAAACAGCUCCCGGAUCGCGGUUUCAUCCUACCUUAAUCACCGCUUGUCUCUUCACAUUAUUCCGUGACGACAAGCCAAUGUUCGUGCUACCGCCGACACCUCCUAGGCAUCCAGGCACCCCCGGAGCAGUGCUUUGGGGUAACGGAGUGCCAGGCACUCCACUCCCCAUUGUUGAGACGAACACCAUCAUUGCGUACCCUGAAGGCCCCGAUUGCCAAUUUUCAGUCGGUGAAGGUAUGUUCCGGGCGUGUUCAGCCGGCGUUGUGCGGUCUUGGGUGGAUCUCCUGUACCAAUAUUGGUCCGUCCGAUGCGAUAUUCGUGUCGCGCGCGGAGCAAAUAGGUUAGACUUCCAAUUUACCCUUACUGACCAUUUGGCCUCCGAAUUGGCGCAGGCACGUACAUAUUGAAGGAGGAUAUCUUCCUCGCCACGCCUCUGCCGCAUCCGACUGAGUCUCCAAUAACCAACCUUAAUCCUCUCAGCACAGCACCGCAGCCUACAGUUGCCGGUACUAAACUCUCUCUGGUUGCCAUCAAAUCAAAAGAUGCACCCUCACCUAUCUACCGUAGCCCCGGAAUGUCGCCGAGCAGGGAAAGUCAGUCUGGGUAUGACCCAAGAACUUCUGCGGACUCGCAUAGUGUGAAAACGGGCUCAGGAAGCAAUACAUCUCGUAACGGGGAUGGAGUAACCGUUGCUACAGAGAAGUUUGGAGGGGGGAAUGCGUCUUUGUCCGCAUCUAGCAAGGACACGGCCAAGAGAAAAAAGCCAAAGAACAAUAUUGCUAAAAACAAUUCAACCUUCGUCUCGAGAAUUGUUCCCCAUGAAAACCUCGCGAAACGGCUCGCAGAGAGAAACUCGGAAGAUUUGUUUGUUUUUGCAAACAUACACCGGGCGUUCCAUUGGUUGGAUAUGGGUUCCUCAGUUAAGGUUCAAACUUACCACUGCCGACUAUUUAUGUGCAAGAAUAAACAACUUAACACUUUUACAUCUUUUGUAGCAAGAACCUCUCUCGAAAAUUUUAUUCGCGAAAGCACAUCCACUUUGCCAUGAUGUCAACCUCCUCACUAAGAGCUCUGCUCACUUGGAUGUGAUUAUUGGUUUCUCGAGUGGGGACAUUGUGUGGUUCGAUCCAAUAUCAAACAAAUAUGCAAGGCUGAACAAGAAUGUAAAACUUGUGCCCCAAUUCUUCCCCGCAUAGCUAUAUAUCAUAGAUUCUUUGCGAUUCUCAUCUGUUUGUGGUAUUAAUGCUAAUGAGCCCCCUGCCAAUUCCAGGGCACGAUAAACUCACACGCAGUUGCAGAUAUCAAAUGGAUACCGGGGACUGAAAAUCUAUUUCUAGCCGCCCACCAGGAUGGAUCUUUGGUAGUAUACGACAAAGAGAAGGAGGAUGCGCCAUUCAUGCCUGAGGAUCCGCUGGAUGCCACUGAAAUGUCUGAGAAGACUGCUACAGGAUCUGAUACGGCAACUCUCUUGAGGUACUUUUCGGUGAGCAAGUCGGUGGAGUCAAAAAACCAACGAACCAAUCCUGUUUCGUAUUGGUCGGUCUCUAGAAGCGCCAUUACGGCCUUUGCCUUCUCUCCCGACUGCCAAUAUGUUGCUGUGGUGGCUGAAGAUCAAUGUUUACGGGUCAUUAAUAUCGUUAAGGAAAAGUGAGUGACCAUAUUCCGUGAGCGAUGCAGUUAUCUCGAUUGCGGGGCUACUUAAAGUACUUACUCAUUUCUUAGGCUUCUGGAUGUUUAUAGUAGCUACUAUGGCGGGCUGAUGUGUGUUUGUUGGUCCCCGGAUGGAAGAUAUGUUGUCACUGGUGGUCAGGACGACCUGGUAUCCAUAUGGUCGUUUCAUGAUCGGCGCAUCGUAGCCCGUUGUGAAGGGCACCAUUCAUGGGUAUCCAGUGUAGCCUUCGACCCUUGGCGUUGUGAUGAUCGUACCUACCGUUUUGGGAGUGUUGGGAACGAUUGUAGACUGUUGCUAUGGGACUUUAGCGUUGGAAUGCUUCACAAACCGAAGGCGGUACGGCCCGAGAAUCCCCUUCCCUAUCUCUUAUUUUUCCUGGCGUGUUUCCCUUCAUUUCCACCAUGCCACCCUGCUGAAAAGAAGGUUGCCGAUUUGCGAAGCUGCAACCGAUAACCAGGGUUACUAGUAUCAGAUGUUUUCAAGUAUGAUACAAGCAGGAUCUGUGGCUAAUUCAUCCCUUGGCUGGAUCUAGGCGGCCACACAACAGCGCGGGAGCAUGCCAACUCACAAUUACCAGUCUCAGAGUGGAAGAAUUCACGCAGAGAGCCUCUCGGGUAGGCUGCGGUCGAAUUCUAACAUCGCCUCCACCCAUGACGAGAGUUCGGACCAAGCAAUCGGUGUUCAUCCCGUAGAGGAACGUGCACGGACUGCCGUUCUACCGCCAAUCAUGGUAAGUCGAACCCUCCUUAUUGUUGUCGGGUGGAACGGUUUUUCCGGGAUCGUACUCGGCUGGAAAAACUAAGACUCCCUCUCUCUUUGCCCAAAAGGGUCCCACUGUUGGGAGGGGUUUUUUUUUUCUCAACCGGUGCCUUGAACUGAACUAACGGCAAGGCUGCAUAUGACGAAAAACAGUCAAAAGUCAUUGAUGCGGAGCAUCUCACCCAGCUAGUUUUUCGGGAAGACUCAAUCAUUACAACAUGCGUAGAUGGUACGUGCUCUCCUCCCAACAGCUUUUUUUUUUUUGGCUCCCGGUUCUUUUUUUUUUUUUCCUUCCCUCCAAAUCUCGAAAUACAAGUACUUUCCAAGGGGUUCCUGCCCUUGUUCCUGCCCUGGCCCUCUUUGUCGGACAUCACAUGGUAUCGUACGUAAAAAGAGAUCCCCCACGGCCUUCUGAUAUCUAGCUCUACCCGAGUAGAGCCAGCUCCUUAGUUUAGCUUUAUCCCCACUCUAGCACCACCGAUUUCCAUUGCUUGAUUGCUCUGCUCCUGGAACGAUUCAUGGGGCUAACUUCUUUUUUCUCUUCCCUAACCUCGCGCCGCGAGGGAGAGGAAAACCUCCGACGGUACGAUAGGCCACUUGAAGACGUGGAAUCGACCACAUGUAGAACAAACCCAGAAUGGUAGCGAGGUGACACUUUCGGCGGCAGGGAGUUGACGCGCUGUGGUAUAUACUGGUAUUGAUGGUAGUGAGUAUCGUGCGUUGCGAUUGAUUGAUUGAUUGGUUGGUUGGUUGAUAGACGGACUUCAUAGCCUACCUGGUGUUGUCAGUUAUCAAUCACAUUCGUUGAUUGCGAUACGGCGCUCGGCUCGUUUGUCUUGUUAUUGGUUUCGCUACUGUUCUUUUAGCCCAUUUUUUUUCUUUUCUUUCUUCGCGUGCUUGUGGGUCUUGUGUUUUUUUGUUCUCCGAUAUGGCACAUUUCCGCCUUAUUAUUUGCUACUGGUGUUUGCCUUUUUUUUCUUUCUGUUUGAUGGUGUCGACUACCGGCAUAAGCAUUAUGUUCUAUAAUAACAAGAAACUACCUGUGUGUGAACCACACAGGACCAGGUAGUGCCCACUUUAACACCUAGUUCUUAGAUGUUGGAGCUGUAGAGUGUGAUGUCUCAGCACUUGGUUGGUAACAUACAGGGUAUUUUCCUUGAGCAACAGGCAGUUGUAAGUACUGUAUUUGUUUUUGUGUAUUUCUUAUAGUAUAUAAAAUACUUGCAAUUCACUUGGGAUAACACAUGUUUAUACAGGGAGAUCAUCAUAUCUCACUCACUCAUCUUCUGUUAUUCGCUUAGGUUGCUACCUCAUCUUCUUCUACCACAUGUCAAUUGUUCCUGCCUAGUGUGAUUUCCAAUUUAACCAAAUUUUGCGGUAUAUUAGUAUAUAAUACCGGUAUUAUGGUACCCGCGUCGUCGGGUUUACGUCUCUGUUGGCGUAUUUGGCCGUAGGUGACAGAUGACAGUACUGUACUUACAAUCCCAAAUGAACGCUGUGUACAGUACCGGUACUGUACGGUACAAUGACCCUCGCAGUGAUGGGUCCUGAUCGCUCGUCAUGGAAUAACGGGGGUGACCACCGGUCACCGCCAGCACUGGUGGCGGGCGUCUGGAUAAGCUUGAGUCUGCAGUGCGUUGCAGUAUCAUAAUGGUGGGUAUACUGUACCUUUAUGCGCUGCAGUUUGUAUGGUAGCGUGCGUGCUCGGUUCUGCCUUUGUGUUUUUGGCCGUGCGAGCAGCACGCAGUGGGUUGGGGGCACCGUCGAAGGUUUUGGAAAAUCCCGGGAUGGACAAAUCUUUUUCUCUGUUUUUUUCUUAUAGGCUCUCGAGUACUGUACUAUGAUACCUUUAGUGUCGUAUAUUACCGAGUACGGUACUAGUGCCUAUCUAAAAUGGGAGGGUUCGGGUUGUAAGUCGGAAUUUCGGGUGGGGGCGGGGGUGUUUCUUCUUUUUUCCUCCUCCCCACCCCUCUUUGUCUGCUUCUUCCGUAUCCGACGACUGAUAGUCUAUGCGGAAGGAUCACCGUUGCAAUACCGGCAGAGUGCGGGUUCGAUACUGUACCGGUAUGAUACGCCCGCUCAGACCAUAUCAACUCACCAAUCGUACUCGAGUAGACGUGGAAAGAUUCGAGUACCGGUACUGUACGAGUACUACGGGUAUUUGUCGUGAGGCCGCAGGGGUUGUGGGUUGUGGAUUCCGGUUGUGGCUUGUGUGAGAGAGUGAAUUUCAACCGUUGGGCGAACAGGGGUGAAGCACUCACCCUUUCACCCUCUCCCAUUACGGCCCGUGGACUUGUUUUACCAGAGUGAUGGAUGAGCGUGGGGGUACUUGUGCUGUACUCGGGAACGGUAGGGAUUGCACUGUGUGGGUGCGAAAUAGGUAGGUGGAAGAGAAGGGAUCUUUGGAAACGCCCUUGCGAUUGCUUGCGCGGGCUGGAAACACCCAAAGUCGGGAUGAACGAGAUAUGUCGCCGAAAACCUGUGUGCAUCGGAGAGCUGAAAGGGGAGCCCUCGCCUGGAAAGAGGUGUAAAGGGACGGGAGGGAUUCCGAAUUGGUGGCGGUUUAUCGUGUGUCUUUGCGAUUGCGGACUGUGCCGGCCGAAAUUAUUGGAGAUCCUGAAGCUUGCUUUUAAUCUUGAAGAUAGAGUUAUGCAAACUGGAGUUGAGCCCGAUAUGGUUUAGAAUCAAGGAUGAACAUGUAAGCGGCAAACUAAAGAAAGAAUCCACAUCUAUAUACGGUAUGCCCUUUCUGUAUCACAUGCAAUCGCGGCAAGCUGUGAAAGGGAAAUAUCUAUAAGCCGUGCUAGUCGUAUGUAUGUGUCACAUGACCCACAGAUGUGUGUGGAAGUGUCACUGUCGGCUUCCGUAAUUUGGAUGGUGUGAUAGACCGAGCUGACACCUGUGCAAUUGAGUUGACCAUGCAAUGUGAUAUUAAAUCAGAUAAGAGAGUAGAAUUAUGCUGAUAAAGUUGACAGUAAAACACAGUGAGAGGGCAAGAGAAAAAGGGUGGAGAAACAAAGCUCCAAAACAACAACAAGGAAGGUGGUGAAAGUAGGUGGUAUAGGAUGGGUCUCUCAUGCUCUGUUCCUCCUCUCUCUGAGGAAGGCAAGGCCAUGCCUCCAGGCGAAAAAUUUCCACCUGCUAAGCCUCAUCCCAAACAGAAAAUUCUAUGGGUAAAAACCCACAAAACAUGACCAGAAAACCCCUAAAACCUUUAACCUGCCACACCGGUAUGGCAUAUGAUACGGGAUGUGGAAUCGUAUCAUUCAGCACUGGCGUCCGAAGGGAGUGGAAGAAUGCGAGGUUAUGGCGAUUGGGGUGUAGGCGGAAGCCCGAUGGAUGAGGGACGAUCUUCAUAUCGGUGCCCGAGCACGGUAGAGAGGUGAGCGAUCCGAUGGUUCCGUUGAGGGGGAAUAAGGUUUUGGUUAGAGGGGAUUAUAGGCCACUUAAAUUUAUC
This is a messenger RNA of Tuber aestivum (summer truffle), 5985 nucleotides long. NCBI's taxonomy places the organism in Eukaryota, Fungi, Ascomycota, Pezizomycetes, Pezizales, Tuberaceae. The record is from the annotation of a GenBank genome assembly.